UCGAGUACGGACUACGGAGUACCUCAGUAAGUACUUUAAAGUUUGAACUGCUUUUCGGCAGUACAGUAGUUUCGCGUUUCUUUAACCUUUCGCAAACUGUAUCCUGUAAUUACAGUUAGUAUAGAAUGGCCAAAAGCAAAUUUGAGUACGUAAAAAUGUUCGAGCUGGCGGACGCGAUGCUUCCAAGAUGUUGGCCAGUAGUUCGCGUCGACGGGAGGAGUUUUCACAGAUUUGCAGACGUGCAUAAAUUUCACAAGCCAAACGAUGAUCGCUCGUUGAAUUUGAUGUCGUGUGCGGCUUCUCAUGUCAUGAGAGGUUUCAAAGAUGUGGUGCUGGCGUAUGGACAGAGCGAUGAAUACAGUUUCGUCUUUCAUAAAGAUUGCAAUUUAUAUAAUCGCCGCGAAAGCAAGAUACUUUCGACGGUCCUUUCCUUAUUCACGAGCCGAUUCGUGUUCCAUUGGCCGGAAUUUUUUCCCACCAUUCCCUUACAAUAUCCUCCAUCUUUCGAUGCACGUAUCGUGCUGUAUCCGUCUCGUCGGAUCCUGCGGGAUUACCUUUCAUGGCGACAAGCGGAUUGCCACAUUAAUAACCUGUACAAUACAGUCUUUUGGGCUCUGGUCCAGCAAGGUGGAAUGACGCCGGCAGAAGCUCAACUGAGACUCAAGGGAACGCUGGCGGGGGAUAAAAACGAGAUACUAUUUUCACAAUUUGGGAUUAAUUACAAUAAUCUUCCUCAGUUGUAUCGUAAAGGCAGUGUUUUAAUUCGCCGUGAAUGCUCUCCUGUGGUAGAUGGGGGAGGUGAUCUCUCAAACGAAAAUCUUGCUGUUUCCGAUGUACAAGGUUUAAACGUAGAUAUUAUCGGUGAAGAUUUUUGGAAGGAACAUCCACAAAUUUUGGGUGACGAUGACAAUAAUUAAAUGCCUUCCAUUCCCUCGUGGUUUUUGAUAU
This is a messenger RNA of Paramacrobiotus metropolitanus, 948 nucleotides long. Its product is annotated as probable tRNA(His) guanylyltransferase. Bases 126 to 917 code for a protein of 263 amino acids. Gene Ontology annotation, biological process: tRNA modification. Gene Ontology annotation, molecular function: tRNA guanylyltransferase activity; magnesium ion binding. The record is from RefSeq and is a predicted model, not a curated record. NCBI's taxonomy places the organism in Eukaryota, Metazoa, Tardigrada, Eutardigrada, Parachela, Macrobiotidae. The transcript is spliced from 3 exons.